UCCGGUGAGAAUCACUUAGUCCAAGAUGGCGGACCUCUUGGGUUCGAUCUUGAGCUCGAUGGAAAAACCUCCUACUGUCGGCGAUCAAGAAAGCCGACGGAAGGCUCGAGAGCAGGCAGCCCGUUUAAAGAAGAUGCAGGAAGAAGAGAAGAGAAAGAAAGCAGAGUUUAGGAAAAAGAUGGAGAAGGAUGUGUCAGACUUCAUCCAGGACAGCACUCUGCAGAAGAAGAAGUAUGAACCUAUGGGGAAGAUAGAGAGAAGCAUCCUGCAUGACGUGGCUGAGGUGGCUGGUUUGACGUCGUUUUCGUUCGGCGAGGACGAGGAGAGCAGAUACGUCAUGCUCUUUAAGAAGGAGUUCGCCCCGUCUGAUGAGGAGCUGGAGGCGUAUCGGAGGGGGGAGGAGUGGGACCAGGCAAAAGCAGAGGAGAGACGCAGGCUGAGGGAACAGGCAGCACUGGAGGAGAAGGCUGCCAGUCAAACAGAGAAGAGGCCAGCCUCUCCCAGCUCCAAUUACAGAGACAAAUACAGCCACCUGAUUGGAACAUCUGCUGCUAAGGAUGCAGCGCACACGCUUGAGGCCAAUCGGGCUUACGGCUGUGUCCCUGUGGCCAAUAAGCGGGACACUCGCUCCAUCGAAGAAGCCAUGAACGAGAUCAGAGCCAAAAAACGACUCAAGAAAGGAGAAGAGGACCCAGGGGCCAGCAGUAGCAGUGGUGGUGGCAAAUUGUAAGAGGAAAGUGAUGUGCACGUGUGUACGUCUGUGGCUGCAAACAGGGUCUGUGUUCAUACUGCUAAAAAUAGUGUUCCUGUACAGUAUUUUACUCUAUAUAGCAAUAGCAGCCAUUUUCAGAAGCCCUUGACGGCCUGUGGGAGGUGUUCAGGGUUGAAUAUUGAUGUGUGAUUGGAGAAAAGCCCUGUGCAAACACUGUUCAACUGGCACUCUAGACUACUGCUCUCUUUCCUCAUAGUCAUUAGUUUAGUAGGAGAACUGUGUGCUUUAUUUCUCUGUGUAUUCCUGGGAUGUUUAACAGAAAGCCUGGGUAAAGGCACCCUGCAGUCCAGGAUUAUUUUAGUAAUAAUCAUAUAUUGACCUGUAGUGUCCUUUUUUCUGUUCUAAUCAUGGUGGAAUCCCCAUAUCCUGAUAUGUCCACUCAAAACAUCAAGGGUCUGAUUUAGUAAGUCAUUUAGCACCCAGCAUCCCCCCUACAAAAAAUGGACAAAAAAAAAACUUAUUUACUGAAAAUUGAACCGUCUAAAUGCUUGGACUAAAUCUAGCCCGAUUGGAGCUAUUUUACUGAUAAAGGAGUUUCUGAUCUACUAGAAUUACCUGAUUACAGUAAGAUGUUUUAGGCAAGUCUGUGGUUAAUACAUUUAAGUAUUAUUUAACUUAAGUGAGUACAAAGCCUAAAUGAAUGGAUGUUAAUUGUUCUUUUUAUCAACUGGUCCUCUUGCACAUUUUAGACAUUUAUCUGAUGACAAUAUAUUCUGAAUAGUUUUUUCUUUAUAUCAGGCCUGGAUUGGAUUGCUUUAAUGUUUUAAUUAAACGAAUGAUAAAAGGCGAAA
This is a messenger RNA of Electrophorus electricus (electric eel), 1563 nucleotides long. It is a transcript of the gene spag7, whose product is annotated as sperm associated antigen 7. The record is from RefSeq and is a predicted model, not a curated record. NCBI's taxonomy places the organism in Eukaryota, Metazoa, Chordata, Actinopteri, Gymnotiformes, Gymnotidae. Gene Ontology annotation, molecular function: nucleic acid binding.